AGAAUAAAUGUUAACAAAGAUGAUUGGGUUGAUGCUGAAAUUUUUGAUCCUGAAAGGUUUUUGAAGACUGAGAAUGCUAAAGAAGCUAAUAAUAAAAGAGACAUUGCAACAUUUGGUGGUGGUGCUAGGAUUUGUCCGGGAAGGCUCUGGGCGCUAAUUGAAAUGAAAGUACUUUUAGUGACAGUCUUAAUGAAAUAUGACAUGGAAUUUGUAAAUCAAGAUCAAGGAUUGGACUUAUAUUUUGACUCAUCUUAUCAUUGGAGAGAACUUAGAAUCCGUUUAAAACCUAGAAUACAUGAAGAAUAA
Cetraspora pellucida is the source of this 306-nucleotide messenger RNA. The record is from the annotation of a GenBank genome assembly. NCBI's taxonomy places the organism in Eukaryota, Fungi, Glomeromycota, Glomeromycetes, Diversisporales, Gigasporaceae.